Aspergillus tanneri is the source of this 1491-nucleotide messenger RNA. Its product is annotated as MFS transporter. Gene Ontology annotation, molecular function: transmembrane transporter activity. The transcript has 3 exons. NCBI's taxonomy places the organism in Eukaryota, Fungi, Ascomycota, Eurotiomycetes, Eurotiales, Aspergillaceae. The record is from RefSeq and is a predicted model, not a curated record. The coding region runs from base 1 to 1491 and encodes 496 amino acids. Gene Ontology annotation, biological process: transmembrane transport.
AUGAUCGAGUAUGUCGGCGUCCCCAAGAACGAAGUCGCCAAAUGGGUCGGCAUCACCUCCGCCGUCACAGCCACCUGUCAAGCGGCCAUGGCAGUAUCCUGGGGUACUGCGUCAGAUUACGCCGGUCGCAAGCCCAUCAUCCUGUUGGGACUAACCUGUACCAUGUUUUUCUCGUUGAUGUUUGGUCUAUCCCAGACCCUGGCGAUGCUGGUGGUCUCACGUGCCUUUCUGGGUUUCAUGAAUGGGAACGUUGGUAUCAUCCGCACCAUGGUGGCCGAGAUGGUACCGGAGAAAGAGCUCCAGCCCCGAGCCUUCAGUAUCAUGCCUCUAGUGUGGACGAUUGGUAGUAUCUUCGGCCCUGCGUUUGGAGGCGCCCUGGCCCGUCCGGUGGAGAAACACCCGGAGAUCUUCGGUGGAUCCAAGUUCUUGAAAACGUACCCUUUUGUGUUGCCCAAUUUGGCGUCGGCGGGCCUUUUCAUCAUCGGCAUUACCACGGGGUUUUUGUUUCUACAUGAAACAUUGGCUUCCAAGAAAGAUAAUCGCGAUUACGGUCUAAUAUUGGGACGGCUGCUGAUACGUCCCUGCACCUCACGGCCAGAGAAACGUCGAUACCGAGUCGAAGAUGACGAGACGACUUCAUUACUUCACGACAGACAGCCACAGCAGUCUGGGAAGAAAGACUCCGGCAAGCGACCCAGCUGGAAGGAGGUCUUCUCGCCGCAAUCCAAACUGGUCUUACUGGCCUAUGCCUUGAUGUCCAUGCACACCAUGGCGUUCGACUCUGUCCUCCCCGUCUUUCUACACAGUCCCGUCCAACGUCUCCAUGACAACCCGGAGGUACGUCUACCGUUCAAAUUCGUAGGCGGUUUCGGAGUGGAUUCCCAAACCAUCGGGAUUUACUACACGUUGAUCGGAAUCAUCGGCAUGCUAGUCCAGUUCAUCAUCUUUCCCACGGCCGCCAAACGAUUCGGCGUUCUCAACUGCCUAAAAGCCGUGGCCCUUAUAUUCCCCGUCUUAUACUUCUUAACUCCAUUCACAGCUCUCGUCCCGCCGGCCCUGCGCCACGUUAUCAUCUUCCUACUCAUGCUGUCCAAACUAUCGGCGUCUGUCUUCGCCUUUCCCUGCACCACGAUCCUGCUCACCAACUCCGCCGCCAGUCUCAACGUCCUGGGCACGCUGAACGGAGUCGGCACGAGCGUCAGUGCCAUCGGCCGCGCUGUUGGACCCGCCCUCACCGGCGCGGCGUUCUCCUUCGGCGUGAAAAGAGGAUUCAUCAUCAUCCCGUGGUGGCUCCUCUGUUUCUUUGGGACUCUCAGCGCUAUCCCGGUCUUUUGGGUCAUGGAGUCCGAUGGAUUCCAAGGCUCUUCUCCCUCUGAAGCUGAAGAUGAAUCGGAUGGGUCGGAUACGACCAUUGGUACUGGUACUGGUACUGGUUAUGGAGCCACGAACACUGAUCGUCGAGAUGGUACCUCUACUUCCCGGAGUCACUAG